AUGCAGACAUCCGUCCAACCCCUGGCCCUUCCAUUAAAGAAGGUGGGGAUGUCCUCAAGGAGUUUCCCUCUAUCGUCCUAUUCCUCGUGGAACCACAGCGGGGAUUUAGCGUUGCAGUCUCCAGAGAUAAACCAGGUAAAAGAUAUUCAUUCAGUUAUAGAAAUAACUGUUUAUGAUGAAGACAGAGAUAAACGUUGUGAAUUUCUAGGAAAAGUUGCUAUUCCACUUCUAAAGGUUAAGAAUGGAGAAAAGAGAUGGUUUGCUUUAAAAGAUAAAAAACUAAAGGCAAGAGCCAAAGGGCAAAUUCUCUUGGAGAUGGAUAUUAUUUAUAAUCCUAUAUUCAUGAGGAAUGUCAACAGAGUGAAAAUGAUGGUGAUGGAUUUUGUUGAAAUUGCAAAAUUUCUGAAUAGUUGUUUUCAAUGGGAGUCAACUGUAAGAAGUGUUAUUUCCUUUGUGGUCUUCCUCGUCAUCACUUACACAUUUGAGUUAUAUAUGCUACCCAUUGCCCUCCUCCUAAUUUUCUUCAAAAAUUAUAUUAUCUUCGCUAUUACUGGUUUCACAACUGGUACAAAAGAUGAUGAUGAGUUUGCUGAGGAAGAUGAGGAGGAUGACGAUGACGAUAGAGAUUCCAAAAGUGAAGAAAAAAAGUCAUUAAAAGAGAAACUACAAGCUGUUCAAGAAGUAACUGCAAUGAUCCAGAAUAUACUCGGAGAAAUUGCAUCUAUGGGUGAAAGAUGUAAAAAUACAUUCAAUUUCACUGUUUCUUUCCUUUCGUGGCUGGCAAUUUUUGUUCUGAUAUCUGUCACAACUGUUCUUUAUUUCGUGCCUCUUCGAUAUCUUGUAAUGGCAUGGGGUAAGUUUAACUUUUUUAAGUAAGUAUUAGAUGAGUUUUUGUAUGCUAAAUUUUCUCUUCCUGAAAUUAUCAGUUGGUUGUCAUUAUACUCUUUAUC
This is a messenger RNA of Centruroides sculpturatus (bark scorpion), 950 nucleotides long. RefSeq names its product multiple C2 and transmembrane domain-containing protein 2-like. Gene Ontology annotation, molecular function: calcium ion binding. The record is from RefSeq and is a predicted model, not a curated record. Bases 1 to 876 code for a protein of 291 amino acids. Gene Ontology annotation, biological process: regulation of neurotransmitter secretion. Lineage: Eukaryota; Metazoa; Arthropoda; Arachnida; Scorpiones; Buthidae. Gene Ontology annotation, cellular component: synaptic vesicle membrane. The transcript has 9 exons.